AUGUCUUUACCGUCCGAUAUCAAAGACAACGACAACUGGACGAUCAUUUAUGAUGACCAGAAUGAGGAUAAUCAAAAUGUCAAGACAGAAGAAAAGCCUUCCAGGAGGAGGCAGUCUCUCGCGCGAAAGUUGUCUAUACCAAAGUCAAUGUGUAUCAUGUCUGACAACAAGACUGAGAUAUCCACAGUAGCCGAGCUACUAUCCCCGAAGUUGAAAAUGCCUCAACUUGACUCGGCGGAAAGAGUCUUUCCCAUUCGCUCGGUCGUCUCGUUUGAUUCCACGCCUUCGUCUGCCCUGCAGACACCUUCCAUCGAUAAGCUCGAAGCACCCAUGUCUCCUUUUUCGGACACAUGGAGUGCAGGCUUCACCAACGAACAAGCUGGCUCCCAGCAAAAGAGUCCACCCGGGAAGAGCAUUGACCCUGAGGAUAGUAACUCAACAAGACCGGACUAUCUCACUCGACUGCACCAAAAGAGUGGUGGCGGCAGCCGGAUUUCAUCAAUGCUGGAAGAACAAUCUCACGCCAGCCACAAUCUCGACAAUCUGGCACAAUUAGAAAGCACUGUGCAAAACGGUGGCGAUGUCCUUGACUUCCACAAGGUAACGGAGGGCAUGUGCUACUCGCGUGAAGACGAGGAGGAUGUCUUUAUUCAGUCAUUCGGUGCACUCGUUGUGAUGACAGAGUCCGACGGUAAUUUUGAAGUGCAGAUAGCGAGCGAGAACUCCCAGGAAACUAUUGGGCAUUCUCCUGGAGAACUCUUUGAGUUGCGGACAUUUUGUGAUGUAUUGCCGUCCUCGCAACACAGCAAUUUUCUUGUUCAUGCUCAAUUCGUCUUGAGCGAUGACUACAUUUUCGAGGACUCUGGCCCUGAGGUUUUCUAUCUUUCCGUGCUUUCAUCUGACGGAAUUACCCGGGAUACUUGGUGUACGAUGCAUACGAGUACACUAUAUAAGAACUAUGUGAUCUGCGAGCUUCAGCCUGAGGCUCGAGGGACAAAGGAUCACCCCAAUUUGGAGGGUCCCGGGAGUCAAACGAGAGCAUCUGAUAACCGGAGCUUGGAUAUGACUUCUGGGGCAUUUUUCGAGAAUUUUCAUCCUCCGGGAAAGGAUCUGGAUACCAGAAACUGCAAAGUUUCGGACUCAUCAGAGCUUCUCAAUGCUAUCCCUCGAAUUCUCCGGCGACUGUCAAAUGCUCAAACUUUGGAAGCCCUCGUUCAACACACCAUCACCACUUUGCAAAGUCUAGUUGAAUUUGACAGAACGACCAUAUAUCAUUUCGAUAGUGAUCGUCACGGAACCGUGGUCGCCGACGCGGUUGAUGCUUCUUCAGGGUUAACUUCGUAUGAAGGCAUGCAUUUCCCAGAGUCAACCUUCUCCGAAGGUCUGAAGAAAACGUAUACACGCAAUACUGUAUGCUUCUCUUGUUCAGGAAGUCAAGGUACUUCGAAGCUGGUGUAUCGGGCUUCCACCAACAAAAGGCCCUUUGACAUGUCAAACACCUAUCUCUCUGCAGCACCGGCGCUCUCAACGCCGCAGACCCACAACCCUGUCAGGGCCUGUUUGUCAAUUCAAGUUAUAGUUUUUGGCAGGCUUUGGGGACUUAUCUCAUGUCAAUCCUACGAUAGUGGCCAAAAGCUCCACCCGCUCAUACAAAAGGUAUGUUGGUUCGUGGCUGAGGCCGUUUCAAGCAACAUUGAGCGUCUGUCCUACUCCUUGCCCUUUCAAUCCCGAGAAGCGGACAUCUCCCUGAAUGAAACGAGCACAGUUCAGGCUGUUAAGACUCCACCCGGUGAUCUUCUCGGUCUGUUUGGGGCAGACUAUGCCGCAGCGUCAAUAUUGGGAGAGUCCAAGAUAUUGGGGAAACCAAUCGACUCGCAAGAGGUUCUGGCAUUGUUUGAAUACAUGAAAGUCAGAGAGGAUGACACGGUGUUUUGGUCCAGAAAUAUCGCGACCGAUUUUCAGGAUCUCAACUACUCGCCUGGCUUCCAUCAUAUUUCUGGUUUGCUUUACGUUCCUCUUUCAGUGGACGGUCGUGAUUUUAUCACCUUCUUCCGGGCAGGUCUAGAAAGCAACAGCCGUGCGUCUGAUUCUGAAAGAUUGAGUCGACAAAAAGAGUGGUCUUCCACAGAGUUUGGAAAGGCAUCCGUUCUGUCUUUGCUCUACCGAACUUUCACCAACAUAUGGCAAGAGAAGGAGACUACACUACAAAACAACCAGCUGAUGAGGCUUUUACUCGCUAAUUCUGCGCACGAGUUCAGAACACCUCUCAAUGCCAUCAUCAACUACUUGGAAAUUGUUCUUGAUGGCUCUCUGGAUCAAGAGACACGAGACCACAUUUCCAGAUCUCACUCAGCGUCUAAGUCAUUGGUAUACAUCAUCAAUGAUCUGCUAGACCUCACAAAUGCCGAAAAUGGACAACGGUUGAUUAAGGACGAGGCCUUCAAUCUUUCAGAGACCCUCACGGAAGCAACAGACAUUUUUUGGGAAGAAGCAAUACAAAAGCAUGUCGACCUACAAGUAGUCCAACAUGCAGCCCUACCUCCCGUCCUCGGAGAUCAAAGACGAGUACGCCAGGUGAUCACAAACCUGAUCAGCAAUGCCAUACAGCACACAUCGACCGGGGCAGUAACAAUCGAGUCUUGUGUCGUAGCAGAGCCGCUGGAGUCAGAUCACAUCUGUGUCGAAGUGGCAAUACAUGAUACCGGGUCUGGCAUGUCCCAAGAGAGCGUUGAAACCUUGUUCUGCGAGCUGGAGCAAAUAUCCAACAAGGGAUACAUGCAGAAUCCCAAAUCUUAUGAACGCAAUCCAAGUGGCCAAUCAUUUGAGACCGAAAGUGUGCUUGGUCUAGGACUCGCGCUGGUCGCCCGAAUCGUGCGCAAUAUGAACGGGCAAUUAAGCUUGAAGUCGGAAGAAGGCAAAGGGAGUUGCUUCAAGAUCAGGCUUGCGUUUCCUCUUCCAGAUGAAGAUAGUGGUCAAAAGCAGAACCCGUGUGCUGCAUCAAACGAACCUCAGCAGGAAGAUAAAAGAAGAGAAGAGACGAAGCAAAACAUCAUGUCCUCACAUCGCGUAACAAGUCAGAGAGAAGACGGUAUUCCAUGGGAAUGUGGUCAAAUUUCAGAAUUUGAGCCAGGCAAAUCCAUCGUGACUGUCGAUGUAGGCUUGAGAACCGGCGAGGCAAGGAACCUCUCCCUUUCAGGCCAACGGCUCGAACAGAACAACCAGUCAGAUAAACCAGCCACUAGGAAUAAUUCUGAGCACUCGUCAGAACCAUUCAACCCUCCAGUCAAGGAAACCUCGUCGAUCCCACCAAUCACAAAACCCCCAGCCAAUCAGUCCCAAAUCCCCCAACCAAGCGUUGCUCCUACAAUGAAUUGGAACCUCCACGUCCUCGUCGCAGAAGACGACCCAGUGAACAGUACAAUCGUGCAAAAGCGCCUGGAGAAAUUCGGCCACACAGUGCACAUGACAAGCAACGGCAAAGAAUGCGCAUAUGCGUACAAAGAAAAUCCCACUCGUUUUGAUGCAGUGCUUAUGGACCUACAAAUGCCUAUCGUCGAUGGCCUCGGUGCAACACAGAUGAUACGCGAAUUCGAGCAGCAAGAACUAGCUAAUGAGACCACACCUGCGCCUCACAUUCCCAUUUUCGCUGUCUCAGCUUCCUUACUCGAGGAGAAUCGAAAAAUCUAUAUGGACUCGGGCUUUGAUGGGUGGGUUAUGAAGCCUAUUGAUUUCUACAGGGUUGAUCGGUUGCUUGGCGGUGUGAGGCUUCGAUGGGUGCGGGAGGAGGUUGUUUAUCGGCCUGGUGUGUGGGAGGCUGGAGGGUGGUUUGAGGCAUAG
Messenger RNA from Penicillium digitatum Pd1, 3837 nucleotides. RefSeq names its product putative Sensor histidine kinase/response regulator. The record is from RefSeq and is a predicted model, not a curated record. Gene Ontology annotation, cellular component: plasma membrane. NCBI's taxonomy places the organism in Eukaryota, Fungi, Ascomycota, Eurotiomycetes, Eurotiales, Aspergillaceae. Gene Ontology annotation, molecular function: phosphorelay sensor kinase activity; protein binding; histidine phosphotransfer kinase activity. Gene Ontology annotation, biological process: phosphorelay signal transduction system; protein autophosphorylation.